Messenger RNA from Durusdinium trenchii, 813 nucleotides. Lineage: Eukaryota; Dinophyceae; Suessiales; Symbiodiniaceae. The record is from the annotation of a GenBank genome assembly.
AUGGCGGCUGUGCCAAGCACUCGUGACGAGACUCGGCUGGGCUGCACCAUCUCCAGAUGGCAAUUCUGCUUACGGCUGCACCCCAACCUGGUGGCCUUCAAUCACACAAUCAGCACAUGUGGAAAGACGUCCGAAUGGCGGGUGGCUUUGGCUUUACUGGGUAAGCUGAAAAGGGAAAGGACGGAAGCGGGAAGGAGUGCCGACAUCUAUUCCUAUAACAGUGCCAUCGGUGCAUGUGAGAAAGGCCACGUUUGGGAAACGGCUUUGUCUUUGACCAUGGAAUGCAUGGAGGGCCGCAUGAAGUGCAUGGGCUGUCUGGAACGACGUAUGUCCUUCGAUGCGGUUACGCUGAACACGGCCUUGUCCUCCUGUGGAAAGAGCGAGAAAUGGCCACAGGCCUUCCAGGCCUUUCACUUGGCCAAGGUGUUGGACCUUUGCGAUGUCUUCACUUUGAACAGUGCCUUGAGUGCUUCUGAAAGAGUCACCCUUUGGCGGAGCGCGUUGAGCACACUCGCAGCGACAGCGACGAGCCAAUCAACUCCCGAGAUCUCCAAGAGGAGCGGCCAACUGAGCUGUCGUCCCGAUGUGAUCUCCUUCAACUCUUUGAUCUCCGUGUGUGCUCGUGCCGAUCAAUGGAGACGAGCCAAGCAGUUCUUUGAUUUUCAACAGGUGGGACAACGAAAGAGCAAAGAGAGCGCGAAGCGAUGCGAAGCGCUAAGAAAACCGUUCUUGAACUUCAGUUACAUAAUUGCAUUGUUUUACAUUCCAGUUCAGUUUGCCAUGAGAAUUGUAUUUGAUGGCUGGAAACUAUAG